Alosa sapidissima (American shad) is the source of this 1524-nucleotide messenger RNA. RefSeq lists its product as uncharacterized. NCBI's taxonomy places the organism in Eukaryota, Metazoa, Chordata, Actinopteri, Clupeiformes, Clupeidae. The record is from RefSeq and is a predicted model, not a curated record. The transcript is spliced from 8 exons. Bases 189 to 1367 code for a protein of 392 amino acids.
AGUCACAACGGGCAGCUAGUCCAAAGCAUUGUGACAUCAUUACACCAAUAUUCUAUUCAGGCCACAGAGGGUAAAGUGAAUGCCACUUUAGAUCUAUUAAAUCAGAUCUGGAUAUUUUAUGGACUAUACUUACUAGAAGUGCAAGAAAUGAAAGAUUCAGAGUGUCCGUAUCAGUAACAACUUAAUAGAUGAAUUCCAACUUGAAACAAUGGAAGCCGGGAGUGCUGCAGAGCACCCACAGGGCGGACUACAAGCCCUUCACUGAGGCCUCGCUGCAGCUGUACCAGUUCCGCUGCCAACCGCAGAAGAAGCUCAACCCGCCCUUCUAUGCCACCCCGCCACCUAAGAUUGAUAAGGACACGUGGACCAAGUACCGCAAAUACUGCUACAGGACCACCAACAGUGUCUAUGGAAGCUCCUCUUUCACUCAGAGGGGGAAGUCCCUAGUGGUCUCUGUCCUGGACAAAGAGCGUGAGGAGCCAAAACGGAACCAGGCGGCCAACUCAGCUGCCAAUGCGAAACCCUCUGCCACUCCCCCUCGAGCAGGGUGCCAGGACACCACGGUGCCCCCUGCCGAGGGGAGCAAACUGACCGCUUGGGCCUCCCCACCCGCCACCUCCGCAUCCCAGACCUCCUCGUCCUCUUCCUCCGGCCCCCCCACCGGCCUCUCGUCGGCUUCGUCUCCCUCAGCCUCCACGCUCACCACCACCACCACCACCACCCCCACCCCCCCGCCUCCUGCCCAGCAGUCCCACAGCUGUGCUACCCCCGCCACAGCCUGCCCUACUAGCAGCCACAUCAAAGAGGCAUGGAGGUCAGACACCGCUCCGGCAAAGGAGGCUGCACCAGUUGCCAAGGAGACUGCGAAGGCCACGGACAAGCUGCCACAGAUUGGCAGUGGAGAAGGUGGUGCGGCUCAGCUGCAGGAGCAAACAGAGAGGCCCAAGACCAUCGCCUACGAGGACUUCCUGUCGGACAUGUGCCACUCGGUCCGUCUGGAGAGUCUGCUUAAUCAGCGUUUCGCUUCGCAGACCGCCACCAUCCUCAAAGGGAGUCAGCCAAACUACACCACCAGCUACAGGGAGAGUUUCCACAACCUCCAGCAGGACAAGAAGCCCAAAGUCAAGCUCCCUAAACCUGAAACAAAACAACGGCAUCAGUACUUGGUGUCGGAGUAUGCAGACAAGUUUGGCCUCCUACAGCGGGCAUUUCCUCCAAGAAUGUCCCUUAACAUCGCUCCGGUCAAAGUGCCACGCCCACAGGUAGCCAGCCAACGCACGGACCCUCUGCCACAGAGGUUCCUGUGUUCUGAAUACAUGGCUAGUUUCCGCCACCCGAUCACCAUGGCCAGGCCAAAGACAUGCUGAAUCUUGAAUCUUCUACUAGAUGCUGAUGGAUCUCACAACCAUCGCCACCACCAUAAUCUUCACAACAGACAAUACAAUUAUCAUUAUGUCAAGAUUGUUAAAGUUUCAGUGAUGUUAUUUUGCAUAAAUAAAAUAAAAGUUAGGCCUUUUGAUCUGA